GCGACGCGCAUCGUUCGUGUCCUCUUGCAAUUUCUUUGGGCGGUGAUGGUGAUAGUCAAUAACAUAUCCACACAUUCCCCUCGCUCCCUCUCAACCCACCCCUCCCUCAAUUACUGUCUCCAUAAUGGACAGGCGUUCACCUUAUUCUCUGAGCGUUCUCGCUCCUAGCACAAAUGGUGCAGAAGAGUCCCGGACACAGAUCCAGCAAAAGUUACGAGACUUCGUUUUAGAAUUUCAGUUGGAUAAUGCGUUUAUUUAUCGAGACCAGCUUCGGCAAAAUGUGCUCGUGAAGCAGUAUUACUGCGAUAUUGAUAUCGCGCACUUAGUGUCUUAUAAUGAGGAGCUGGCCUACAAGCUCACCACCGAACCAGCGGAUAUCAUCCCCCUUUUUGAAAAUGCUCUCCAGCAAUGCACACAGAGAAUCGUCUACCCCUCUCAGAGAGAUGUCGAGCUCCCAUCCCAUCAGCUCCUACUUCACUCAUCUGCAGCACAUAUCUCCAUUCGUGACCUUAACGCAACAAAUAUCUCUCACCUUGUCCGCAUCCCUGGUAUUGUGAUUGGCGCAUCUACAAUCUCAUCGAAGGCAACAGUCGUUCACAUCCGUUGCAAGAACUGCGAUCAUAGUGAAAACAUUCGAGUCGAAGGCGGGUUCACGGGCCUAUCACUUCCCAGGAGGUGUGGCCGCCAGCAGCAACCUGGUGAUGCCCCUGGCGAGCAGUGCCCUCUCGAUCCUUACGUUGUUCAUCACGAGAAGUGUCAAUUUGUUGAUCAGCAAGUUCUCAAGCUCCAGGAAGCCCCCGACCAAGUGCCCGUGGGUGAACUUCCCAGGCACGUUCUCGUCUCUGCAGACCGGUAUCUCGCUAACCGGGUUGUACCCGGUUCCCGCUGCACAGUCAUGGGCAUCUUCUCUAUCUACCAGUCUAAAGGCGCCAAGAAGGACGGUGCCCCCGCAAUUCGUAACCCUUAUAUGCGGGCAGUAGGCAUCAGCACCGACCUCGAUCACACUAUCAAGGGCAAUGCCAUUUUCUCAGAAGAAGAAGAGCAGGAAUUUCUGGAGCUGAGCCGUCGGCCUGAUCUAUACGAUGCUCUGGCCAGAAGCAUUGCUCCCUCUAUUUACGGCAACCUCGAUAUCAAGAAGGCUAUUGUCUGCCUGCUCAUGGGCGGUUCGAAGAAGAUUCUUCCCGAUGGUAUGAAAUUGCGUGGAGAUAUCAACGUGCUGCUUCUUGGUGACCCCGGUACGGCUAAGUCUCAGCUGCUUAAAUUCACGGAGAAGGUGUCGCCCAUCGCCAUCUACACAUCCGGUAAAGGCUCGUCUGCAGCUGGUCUGACAGCUUCGGUACAGCGAGACCACGCGACACGCGAGUUUUACCUGGAAGGAGGUGCAAUGGUCCUUGCGGAUGGGGGUGUGGUGUGUAUUGAUGAAUUCGACAAGAUGAGAGACGAAGACCGAGUCGCCAUCCAUGAAGCUAUGGAGCAGCAGACUAUUUCGAUUGCCAAAGCCGGCAUCACCACCAUUCUUAACUCCAGGACAUCCGUUUUGGCCGCUGCAAACCCUAUCUUCGGCCGCUACGAUGACCUGAAAACUCCCGGCGAGAACAUAGAUUUCCAAACCACCAUUCUGUCUCGUUUCGAUAUGAUCUUCAUUGUCAGAGACGAUCACGAACGCAGCCGUGACGAGAACAUUGCACGACACGUCAUGGGCGUUCACAUGGGUGGUCGAGGUGUUGAAGAACAGGUAGAGGCUGAGAUCUCGGUGGACCAGAUGAAGCGUUAUAUUAGCUAUUGCCGCACCCGUUGCGCCCCGCGUCUAUCCCCUGAAGCUGCAGAGAAGCUCUCGUCUCACUUCGUUUCGAUCAGAAAGCAAGUUCACCGCGCAGAGCUCGACGCCAACGCGCGUUCUUCCAUCCCUAUCACAGUCCGUCAACUGGAGGCCAUCGUGCGUAUCACUGAGUCUCUAGCCAAACUUAGCCUGUCGCCAAUUGCUACAGAAGCACACGUCGACGAGGCCAUCCGCCUCUUCUUGGCCUCGACCAUGGACGCAAUCACUCAGGGCGAGGGUCAAGGUAGUAAGGAGAUGAUGGAAGAAGUCAGCAAAAUCGAAGACGAGCUGAAGCGCAGACUUCCCAUCGGCUGGAGCACCAGUCUUGCCACCCUGCGCCGUGAGUUCGUUGACGGCCGGGGUUACACUGAACAAGCCCUAAACCGGGCCUUGAUGGUCCUACAGCGGAGAGACACUGUCCGCAUCCGCUCCGGCGGAUCCCAGGUGUACCGCCACGGUGUAUAGUUUUCUUUCAGCUUUGUUCGCUUGAUGACUGAUGCUCGCAUGGAGUGUGUAUGGGCUAUGGGACGCUAAUGGUUUAACUUUGGGGGAGCAUGCAUUACCUGAUAUCAUGUCUUUAUAGAAACUGGACCUCGGGCACAGCGGGCUGACGGUGUACGGCGUUG
Messenger RNA from Aspergillus alliaceus, 2445 nucleotides. RefSeq names its product MCM DNA helicase complex subunit MCM5. Bases 125 to 2284 code for a protein of 719 amino acids. Gene Ontology annotation, biological process: DNA replication; DNA replication initiation; double-strand break repair via break-induced replication. The record is from RefSeq and is a predicted model, not a curated record. NCBI's taxonomy places the organism in Eukaryota, Fungi, Ascomycota, Eurotiomycetes, Eurotiales, Aspergillaceae. Gene Ontology annotation, cellular component: nucleus; MCM complex. The transcript is spliced from 4 exons. Gene Ontology annotation, molecular function: single-stranded DNA helicase activity; single-stranded DNA binding; 3'-5' DNA helicase activity.